Fragaria vesca subsp. vesca is the source of this 1374-nucleotide messenger RNA. Its product is annotated as clathrin light chain 1-like. Gene Ontology annotation, molecular function: clathrin heavy chain binding; structural molecule activity. The record is from RefSeq and is a predicted model, not a curated record. Gene Ontology annotation, biological process: clathrin-dependent endocytosis; clathrin coat assembly; intracellular protein transport. The coding region runs from base 105 to 1130 and encodes 341 amino acids. The transcript is spliced from 3 exons. Gene Ontology annotation, cellular component: clathrin coat of coated pit; clathrin coat of trans-Golgi network vesicle; plasma membrane. NCBI's taxonomy places the organism in Eukaryota, Viridiplantae, Streptophyta, Magnoliopsida, Rosales, Rosaceae.
AAAGCAGUAGUUUCCAAGCUGAGCUCUCUUCCCUUUCUCUCUAAGCUUUCAUACACUGAAAAAGAUUGAAUCUUCGGAUCCGGAUCCGGAAACCCGAACCCGCUAUGGCUUCGUUCGACGCUUUCAGCACCGACGGCGACGAUCUCAACGCCCCAUCCAACCGUCCAUUUGACCACGACGAGGUCGUCGUCGAGGAGGAGGAGAGCUACGAGUACGGCUCCUACUCUGACUUCUCCGGCGGCCAAGGAGGAGGUGGAGUGUCGGUGGAUCACGCCACCGCCGCGGAAGCCUCGCCGUUCGGAUUCGAAGAUCCGAGCCCGGACUACUCCGGCUCGUCGCCGUUCGCGUCGGCGGCUCCGGCUGAGAACGGGAAUGGAUAUGGAAUCGGCGAGAACGGAAUCGACGACGGCGUUUUCGCGUCGGACGGGCCUGUGCUGCCGGAGCCGAGCGAGAUGGUGGAGGAAGGGGUUGCUCUUCGUGAGUGGAGGAGGCAGAACGCCCUUCUGCUUGAGGAGAAGGAAAGGAGGGAGAAAGAACUGAGGAUCCAGAUUAUUGAAGAAGCUGAGGAGUUCAAACGCGCAUUUUAUGAGAAAAGGAAGCUUAAUGUUGAGACUAACAAGGUUCAGAACAGGGAAAAGGAGAAGUUGUUCUUGGCUGAUCAAGAGAAGUUCCACAAGAAUGCAGACAAGCAAAGUUGGAAGGCAAUAGCUGAGCUCAUUCCACACGAGAUUCCCAACAUCGAGAAAAAGAGAGGCAAGAAGGAUCAGGACAAGAAACCAUCGAUCACAGUCAUUCAGGGUCCAAAGCCUGGAAAACCCACUGAUCUUUCAAGGAUGCGACAAAUACUUUUGAAGCUGAAGCAUACAACUCCACCUCACAUGAUUCCUAAACCACCUGCUCCUGCUAAAGAUGCUAAAGAUGGGAAGGAUGCAAAAGAUCCCAAGAAUGUAAAGGAUGCAAAAGAUCCCAAGAAUGUAAAGGAUGUGAAGAAUGGAUCUGCAUCUAAAACUAAUGGAUCUGCAGAAGCUGUGGCGCCUGCUGCUUCAGAAACCAAAGAAGCCACCACUAAUGGCACUUCAGAUGCACCAGAACAAGCAGCUCCUGUUUCUACCGAGGAACAGUCUGCUUAAGUCGAUAUAAUGUUCCAACUCUCUCCAUAUUUGUUAUUAUUUUGACUAAUUUCAUUAUCGGCUGUCUUCUUCCUGUUUCUUUUGCUACUAAUGAUCAGAAUAUUGUAAUAUUUGGCCUCCAUUGGUCUUAGCUUUAUUAUGGAGGGCCUUUACAUACAUUGGUUUUGGAUAUGUUGUGUUCGGGAUUUGAGAUUGUCAUUGUUUUACAGUCAUUUUAUGAAUAUUACUUUUUUGUAACAGCGUU